Rhinocladiella mackenziei CBS 650.93 is the source of this 1725-nucleotide messenger RNA. RefSeq lists its product as uncharacterized. The record is from RefSeq and is a predicted model, not a curated record. Gene Ontology annotation, biological process: nucleoside diphosphate catabolic process; protein N-linked glycosylation. Gene Ontology annotation, molecular function: UDP phosphatase activity; GDP phosphatase activity. The transcript has a single exon. NCBI's taxonomy places the organism in Eukaryota, Fungi, Ascomycota, Eurotiomycetes, Chaetothyriales, Herpotrichiellaceae. Gene Ontology annotation, cellular component: membrane; Golgi apparatus. The coding region runs from base 1 to 1725 and encodes 574 amino acids.
AUGUCAUCUUCGUACCACUCCUCCGAUCAAUCGGGAAUCUGGUCCUACGUUCCUUUUGGCUCCUCUCCACGUCGUCGUUCGGCCUCCAGUGGCCUCCCCCUCGGACAUUCGGCCAACAUUGGUUCCCACAACACGCCUUGGGACCCUUUUGAAAAAUCCGACCGCCAUCCAGGUGGAAUCGGCGUGAGCCAUCCUUCCAUCCUGGAGUCUAUACGAAACGCCUGGAUGACACAAAGUCGGCAGGCACGCUAUGUCAAGACCGGAGGAGUCUUGACCCUAAUCGUCCUCCUGUAUUGGCUUCUUUCGGGAGGAAGCAGCUCCGACUCGAAAAAUAUCUACACCCCCAGCGACUCUCCGACGACGCGAUGUACGAAGCCUCAUGACCUUUCCAAACCACUUGUUCAGUAUGCGAUUAUGGUUGAUGCCGGGAGUACGGGAAGCAGAAUUCACGUGUACAAAUUCAACCAUUGCGGGCCGACACCGGAGCUAGAAAAUGAAGAAUUUAAGAUGACAGAGAAGAGGCCUGAAGGUUCAGGACUGAGCUCCUACAAGACCGAUGCCGAGGGCGCCGCCAGAAGUCUAGAUCCGCUGAUGGACGUGGCCAUGUUCGCUGUACCGGAUGAGUACAAGUCGUGUACACCCGUAGCGGUGAAGGCCACUGCCGGCUUACGAUUGCUGGGCGAUGAAAUGAGUUCGAAGAUUCUCGAGGCCGUCAGGACACAUCUAGAGACAACAUAUCCCUUCCCCGUGGUCUCGCGGGAGAAAGGCGGCGUUGAAAUCAUGAAGGGAGAGGACGAAGGCGUUUUUGCCUGGAUUACGACGAAUUACCUCUUGGGCAAGAUUGGAGGGCCGGACGAGACCCCCACCGCGGCCAUCUUUGACCUCGGAGGCGGCUCUACGCAAAUCGUCUUCCAGCCGACCUUUAAGAGCAGUGCCGAUGGAGGCAUGCCCCCCCACAUGGCCGAAGGGGAUCACAAAUACAAGCUCCAGUUCGGCGGACGUGAGUUCGAACUCUACCAGCAUUCUCACCUCGGGUACGGCCUGAUGUCUGCGCGAAAAGCCCUCCAUUCGUCGAUCCUGGACCACAUGCACAAGCAGAAUCCCGAUUCGAGGGCAUGGCUUUCCAAACCCAUCCCGAACAGCUGCAUUACCCCCGGCAUCCAGAAGAAGGUCAAUGUCACGAUGCCCCCGGAACAUGAGCUGGCAGGUGAACACAGCGUGAUCAUGGAAGGCCCGGUGGACGCCAUACCCGCCCAAUGUCGCGCCUUGGCCGAGGGAAUAUUGUACAAAGACAAAGAAUGCGCCCUUGCACCGUGUUCUUUCAACGGAGUUCACCAGCCGUCGCUGGAAAAGACCUUCGCUCGGGAAGACGUCUACAUUUUCUCAUAUUUCUACGACCGCACACACGAUCUGGGAAUGCCUGAAUCGUUCACCUUGAGAGAGCUUCACGAUCUCACCAAUAAGGUCUGUGGUGGUGAGAAAAGCUGGGAUGCCUUUGCUGGGAUCGAAGGUGCGCUGGCCGACUUACGAGAUCGGCCCGAAUGGUGCUUGGACCUGAAUUUCAUGACCGCACUGUUACAUACUGGCUACGAGAUGCCGAUUGAUCGAGAAGUCAAGAUCGCAAAGAAAAUCAAAGGGAAUGAGCUCGGUUGGUGUCUAGGCGCGAGUCUGCCUUUGCUGGAGAAGGGAAGCGGUUGGGAGUGUCGGAUUAGAGAAGUAUCAUAG